This is a messenger RNA of Lachancea nothofagi CBS 11611, 4962 nucleotides long. NCBI's taxonomy places the organism in Eukaryota, Fungi, Ascomycota, Saccharomycetes, Saccharomycetales, Saccharomycetaceae. The record is from the annotation of a GenBank genome assembly.
AUGGACAUCUCAAAGCCGGUCGGGUCGGAAAUCACUUCGGUGGAUUUCGGCGUAAUGACCGCACUGGACAUUAGAAAUGUGUCUGCCAUGCAGAUCACUAACCCUACUGUUCUCGACAAUUUGGGCCAUCCGAUCUCCGGAGGUUUGUACGACCUAGCCCUGGGCGCCUUUUUGCGCAACCUAUGUGCCACCUGUGGCCUGGACGAAAAGUUCUGUCCUGGCCAUCAAGGUCACAUCGAGCUGCCAGUUCCUUGUUACAACCCGUUAUUCUUCAGUCAGCUGUAUAUCUACCUCAGAAGUUCGUGUCUGUACUGUCACAAUUUCAGAUUGAAAUCUGCAGAAGUGCAUCGUUACGCUUGCAAGCUCAAACUCUUGCAGUAUGGACUCAUUGAUGAGUGCUACAUGGUUGAUGAAAUUCGCGUGGGUACACUGCAAAAUGCUGUAGACGAGGCCGAAGAAGACGAUAGCGAGGAGCAGCCAUCCAAGCAUCUCGACACAGCCUUGCUAAGAGAAUUGAAGGUCAAGCGCAGAGAAUUUGUUGAGCUCUGUAUAGGAGUUGCAAUUUCCGAAGGACGUACUAGUCACAAGGGUACUUUUACUGCCACUGUUAGCGACGAGAGAAAGAAACUGAUCCACGACUUUCACAAGAGACUGCUGUCCAGACCUAAGUGUGACAACUGUGGCAUGUUCUCGCCCAAAUUCAGAAAAGAUGGAUUCACCAAAAUUUUUGAAACCGCUUUGACCGAGAAGCAACAAACCAAUAACAGAGUUAAAGGUUUAAUUCGUGCUGACGCCAUCAAAAAACAGCAACAACGCCGCAAGCUGGCAGAAGAUCAAAACCAAACAUCUGAUGAUCAAAUGGAUGUAGACGAGGAAUUUGGCUACGGAAGAGAUGCUUCUUCCAGACCCAAAGCUGGAUCUACCUACAUUUUGUCCACAGAUGUCCGUAACACCUUGCGCAGCGUUUUCAAAAAAGAACAGGAGGUUUUACAGUACGUCUUCCAUUCAAGGCCCAACCUGGCUAAAAAACUGGUAAAGGCUGAUAUGUUUUUCCUAGAGGUUGUUAUCGUGCCCCCAACUCGCUUCCGUUUACCCUCCAAGCUUGGAGAGGAAAUUCACGAAAACACUCAAAACCAGCUCUUGUCCAAAAUGCUAACAACUUCUCUGCUCAUUAGAGAUUUGAACGACGAAAUGUCGAAACUUCAGAAAGACAAGGUCUCAGUUGAGGACAAAAAAGUAAUCUUCAAUAGGCUCAUGAACGCUUUUGUUACUAUCCAAAAUGAUGUUAACGCCUUCAUCGAUUCCACCAAAGCUCAAGGAGGUACUGGCGGGAAAGUUCCUAUUCCAGGUGUCAAGCAAGCCUUAGAGAAGAAAGAAGGUUUGUUCAGAAAACACAUGAUGGGAAAACGUGUCAAUUACGCUGCUAGAUCAGUUAUUUCUCCUGAUCCCAAUAUCGAAACUAACGAAAUUGGUGUACCACCGGUAUUUGCUACCAAGUUAACUUACCCAGAGCCCGUGACUUCUUAUAACAUAGCCGAACUUAGACAGGCUGUUAUUAAUGGUCCAGACAAAUGGCCAGGCGCUACUCAAAUUCAGAAUGAAGAUGGGUCUUUGGUCUCCUUAGUCGGAAUGACACUGGAACAGCGUAAGGCCCUUGCAAACCUUCUUUUGACUCCAUCUUCCCAUAGUUCCACCCACUCUCUGAACAAGAAAGUUUACCGCCACAUCAAAAACAGAGAUAUUGUUAUUAUGAAUCGUCAACCGACUCUACAUAAAGCUUCUAUGAUGGGUCACAAAGUCAGGGUUUUGCCCGGAGAAAAGACUUUGCGGCUGCACUACGCAAACACUGGUGCUUACAACGCUGAUUUUGAUGGUGAUGAAAUGAACAUGCAUUUUCCUCAAAACGAAAACGCAAGAGCCGAAGCGUUCAACCUCGCGAAUACUGAUUCUCAGUACCUAACUCCAACGUCGGGUGCUCCUGUAAGAGGUUUGAUUCAAGAUCACAUUUCAGCUGGUGUAUGGCUAACGAGCAAAGACAGCUUCUUCACUAGAGAAGAAUAUCAGCAAUAUAUCUACGGUUGCAUCCGCCCAGAAGACGGGCAUGCUACAAGAAAUAAGUUGGUAACCGUGCCUCCUGCAGUAAUGAAGCCUGUACCACUCUGGACUGGUAAGCAGAUAAUAACAACCGUCCUUCUCAAUGUUACCCCUGCUGAUAUGCCUGGCAUAAAUCUAUUCUCAUCUAACAAGAUCAAAAGCGACUAUUGGGGUAAGGGCUCCACCGAAAAUGACGUUGUGUUCAAGAACGGUGAACUGAUUUCUGGUAUUUUGGAUAAGUCUCAGUACGGUGCUUCCAAGUACGGUAUUGUACACUCGCUACACGAAGUGUAUGGUCCAGAUGUAUCGGCGAAAGUUUUAUCAGUACUGGGAAGACUUUUCACCAACUAUAUUACAGCUACUGCCUUCACUUGUGGUAUGGAUGAUCUUCGUUUAACAGACGAGGGAAAUAAAUGGAGAACUGACAUUUUGAAGACCUCUACUGAUGUUGGCCGUGCGGCAGCAGCAGAAGUCACGAACUUAGACGGCGAGGUUAGUGCAAGUGACCCCGAACUGUUGAAACGUUUAGAGGAGAUUUUAAGAGAUGACAACAAAUUGGGUAUUCUGGAUGCAGUUACUUCAUCCAAGGUAAACACCAUUACUUCCCAGGUUGUCUCCAAGUGUAUACCUGAUGGUACUAUGAAGAAGUUCCCAGAAAACUCUAUGCAAGCAAUGGCUCUGUCUGGUGCUAAAGGUUCCAACGUUAAUGUUUCUCAAAUUAUGUGUCUACUUGGACAACAAGCUUUGGAAGGUAGAAGAGUACCUGUCAUGGUUUCUGGUAAGACUUUACCGUCUUUCAAAGCAUUUGAUACUGAUGCCAUGGCUGGAGGUUACAUCAAAGGUCGUUUCUAUUCUGGUAUUAGACCUCAGGAAUAUUACUUCCAUUGUAUGGCUGGUCGUGAAGGUCUGAUUGAUACUGCCGUCAAAACAUCAAGGUCUGGUUAUUUGCAACGUUGUUUGACCAAGCAGCUCGAGGGUGUCCAUAUUUCAUACGACAACUCCGUGAGGGAUGCCGAUGGAACAUUGAUUCAGUUCUUGUACGGUGGUGAUGCAGUUGACGUCACUCAAGAAUCUCAUAUGACAGAAUUCAAGUUCUGUGCUGAGAAUUAUGAUGCUUUGCUGAAGAAAUACAAUCCAUCAGCUCUGAUAGAACAUCUUGACGUCGAAAGCGCUCUCAAGUAUUCCAAGAAGGCGCUCAAAAACAGAAAAAAGAAUGCUAAAAUCCCACAUUACUCCCAAAAGGUUAGAUACGAUCCUGUCGUUUCCAAGUUCAACCCAUCAAAAUACUUGGGGUCCGUCUCCGAAAAUUUCCAAGAUAAAUUAGAAGGUUACAUUGACUCCAACAGCGACUUUUUCAAGAGCGACGAUAAUGUGAAUGAGAAGAAAUUCCGUGCCUUAAUGCAACUAAAAUACAUGCGCUCUUUGAUCAACCCAGGUGAAGCUGUUGGUAUUAUUGCUUCUCAAUCUGUCGGUGAGCCUUCCACUCAAAUGACAUUGAACACAUUCCACUUUGCUGGUCAUGGUGCAGCUAAUGUGACAUUGGGUAUUCCACGUAUGAGAGAAAUUAUCAUGACAGCUUCUGCUGCCAUCAAAACUCCUCAAAUGACACUGCCUAUUUUGGCAGAUGUCACGGAUUCUCAAGCCGACACUUUCUGUAAAUCGAUUACCAAAGUUAUGCUUUCGGAAGCAGUGGAUAAGGUAGAAGUAACAGAAGCUACAGGCAGUUCUGAAGAGACUGCAAGUUCUCGCUCUUACUUCAUCAAUAUGAAAUUUUUCAGUAGCGACGAAUAUGGUGAGGAGUAUGACGUCUCUAAGGAAGAAUUGCAGGGAGUUGUUGCUGAAAAGUUUUUGAGAGCAUUAGAGGCAGCCAUUGUUAAAGAGAUCAAGAAACAAAAGAAAGCCGCGCCUUCAGAAAUUGGAGUUGCUAUUCCUAAAUCACAGUCGGCUAUAGCUUCCGGAGAAGGCGGAAAAAUAUCCGAUGAGGACAAUGACGAACAAGAAUCUCGCCAAAGAACGAAACAAGCGGUCUCCUACGAUGAACCUGACGACGACGAAGUGGAGACAAUGAGAGAGGCUGAAAGGUCUUCAGAUGAGGAACUGGAUUCUGAGAUGGAUUCUGAUACGUCAGAUUCUGACGCAGAAGACGAUAGCGAUGAGAAAGUUGCAACUGAAAAGGUGAAAAAUGGUUUGACCAAGUCACAGCGUGAUAGACAAUCUGCCAUCAUAUCGUCUCACAGAUUCAUCACUAAAUACAACUUCGAUGAUGAAGGUGGAGAAUGGUGCCAAUUCAACAUUGAGUUGGCUGCCGAUACUGAGAAACUACUGAUGGUCAACAUUGUUGAGGAUAUAUGUCGCAAAUCUGUCAUUAGAGAGGUCAAAAAUAUUGACCGUUGUGUUCACCCCGAACCUGAGAAUGGGAAACGUAUUUUGGUUACGGAAGGCGUAAACUUCCAGGAAAUGUGGGACCAAGAUGCGUUUGUUGAUGUGAACGGGAUAACCUCAAACGAUGUUGCUUCUGUUUUAAAAACUUAUGGUGUUGAAGCUGCAAGAAACACAAUCGUUAAUGAAAUCAACAACGUGUUUUCUCGUUAUGCAAUUUCGGUAUCCUUCCGUCAUUUGGAUUUGAUUGCCGACAUGAUGACAAGGCAAGGUUCCUAUCUCGCUUUUAAUAGACAGGGCAUGGAAACUUCAACAUCUUCUUUGAUGAAAAUGUCUUACGAAACAACUUGUCAAUUUUUGACGAAGGCCGUCCUGGACAAUGAUUCUGAACAACUAGAGAGUCCAUCGGCGAGAAUCGUCUUGGGUAAACUCAACAACGUCGGUACUGGCUCUUUCGAUGUUUUAGCCAAAGUUCCUGCAUCGCAUUAA